AUGAAGUUCACCACCGCCGCCACUGCUGCCGUUCUCGCCGCCACCGUUGCCGCUGAAACCCCCGUCUGGAGACAAAACGUCGCCAGAUUCGUCAGAGAGCUCGACGGCGAAAUGAAGUCUGGUGUCUCCAAGAGAAACGCUGUGCCCUUGACUACCGAUGAAAUCGUCGAAGUGUUCAACAACAUCCAAAAGGCCAUUGAAUCGCAACACGCCAAGAGAGAAGUGGGUGCUUACGGCCCCAGAGACGUCAUCUCCGCCUUCAAGGCCGCCGACAGUGUUCUCAAGGAAACCUUCGCCAAGAGAGACGGCUACGACGCUGAAGACAACUUCAUGACUGCUCGUGCCGCCGGUGACUUGUUCUCGUCGGCCGUCACCGCUGCUAACGACUGGGUGUCGGCUAACCCCGAACAGUUCAAGGCUUUGCAAGCUGAAGGCAACCAGUACUUCGUUGACAUUGCUAAGGAAGUCGGCAGACUUACCCUUAACUCUGUUACUGAUAAAGCCAAGAGAAUGUUGUACUAA
Molecule: messenger RNA, 522 nt
Organism: Diutina rugosa
Lineage: Eukaryota; Fungi; Ascomycota; Pichiomycetes; Serinales; Debaryomycetaceae
Exons: 1
Coding region: 1-522 (173 amino acids)
Source: RefSeq, a predicted model, not a curated record